Molecule: messenger RNA, 2414 nt
Organism: Octopus bimaculoides (California two-spot octopus)
Lineage: Eukaryota; Metazoa; Mollusca; Cephalopoda; Octopoda; Octopodidae
Cellular component (GO): cytoplasm
Molecular function (GO): protein binding
Source: RefSeq, a predicted model, not a curated record
UUUGCUUGCAAAUAUGGAAGCUAAGACCGUGAAAAGUUGUACGAUGCGGGAUACUGCGAUAGAGAUCGAUGAAGAGACUUCAACGAGUGAGGAAGCAGAAGUUAUCGAAUUAUCAAAAGAUGAGCAGAUUAUUAUUGAGAGAAUAUGUAAGAAUUUAUCAGAUCUUAUGAAUAUUCAGAAGUCAUUUUGUGGUCAGCUGCAGUACUCAGCAUUUUACGGAAUUGACUUGGAACUAAAGAAUAUUGAACCACUGAAACCAUAUAGUUACCUUCAAAAAAUUGAUGUUUCCAAUAAUCACAUAUCAGAUUUGUCUCCACUCAUAAAUUUAGAACAUCUCAUUAUACUAAAUGUAUCGAAUAAUCUGAUUUAUGAACUUUCAAGCUCCUAUCUUCCAAACACUCUGAAGCAUGCUGAUUUUUCUAGAAAUCUGAUUGAAGAAAUCUGUGACUUCCAGUACCAUCCCAAGUUGACAUCUCUGUAUCUUGAUUAUAACAAAAUAAGACGCAUCAAAGGUUUGCAUCAAUGUGAACGUCUCCAUUCAUUAAGUCUUGCUUACAAUAUGAUUUCACGAAUUGAGAACCUUGAGUGUUUGCCUUUGCAGUAUUUAAAUCUGAACUUGGAAACUCUUGUCAAUUUAAGGGAAGUGAAUCUCUCGAGCAACAAUAUAUCCAGUUUGAAUGGUCUGCAAGGACACCAUGUUCUCGAAGUUAUAAAUGUUAAUAAUAACAAGAUAAAAUCCAUUGAUGAAAUCUUACAUAUAAAUGGCCUUCUGUUGCUUCGCAUUUUUACCAUUCUUAAAAAUCCAAUUGAAGACUUUCCUAACUUCAGUAAAAUCAUCUUAUUUCAUAUCCAACGACUUCUGGAACUGAAUGGUUCUCCAGUUUCUAUCCACGAUAAAGUGGAAGCAAUCAAUAUGUUUUCUCCUUCUCUUGAAGUUGUUACGAGCAAUUCUCAUAUGAUACAAACUAUGUAUUCGUUUCUGGCUUCAAAUAAAAUCCGCAACAUAACACUUGCCAAUAUCAAAGAACAGUACCCUAUAAUAGCAUUGGUAGGGCCUGAAGGAAGUGGCAAUAGAUUGCUUGCUAUGAGACUAGCAGAUGAUUUUCCAAAACACUUAGGAUUUGGAAUUACAGAAACAACUAGAAUCAUAUAUCCCGGAGAAGUAGAAAACAUGGAUUUCAACUUCAUUACUGUCAAUGCUUAUCAGAAGAGUGUUGAAAAUGGUGAAUAUCUGGUAACAAAUAAAUAUGCUGAUGAUUAUUUUGGAAUGAAAAAAAACACAUUGGAAAACCUUGCAGAAGAAAGAAAAGCAUGUAUCACUCAUAUGCAGUUAGAGGCAAUGGUAAGCCUCCAAAAUACUGUCCUAAUGCCUCAGUUUAUCCUAACUUUGCAAACAUCAGAAACAGCUCAGAAUGAAUACAUGCGAGCUUUAGGUGUCUAUUCUGAAACUGAUAUAAAAAGAGCUCUGCAAAGCCGAGAAGAUCUAAUUGAAUACAACCAAAAUCACGCUGGAUCUUUUUGUCAUUUUAUUUCAACAGACUCUUUAGAAAUUGCCUACAAAACACUGCAAGAUUAUAUUAAGCAAUGGAUAUCAUCACCCAGAAAUAUUUAUGAUGAAACACGAACAACUCCAUUAUGUCAUGCAAUCAGCUCUUCAGAAAAUUUGUUUGUUGCUCAACAGAGAGGUCCCGUGGAAGAGGAAUCGGUGAAAAGACGUCGGCUUGCUGGCAAACAAAUAGUGAGAGCAAUUGUACCAACAUUCUUUGAACAAAUUGAACGGUCGUCUAGCAUGGAUAUAGAUGAAGAAGUGAGAUCUCGAAGAAAUUCCAGAACAGGAACACUGAAAGACUUCAAAGCAUUACAAGUUAUUCAGGGAGAUUCAAGAGGACUACUAACAGAUCUCGAGGAAGUUCCAAGUGAAAUCGUGAGAAGAGCAUCAAUAGAAUUUGAAGAAUUAGAGAAAUUCCACAGAGGUUCCAGGAGAGGAACAGCAUUAAAUCUAGAAAAAAUAGUGGACAUUCAUGGUGAUUCCAAGAGAUGUUCAGGCUUUUUAGUAAAUAGUGUAGAGACAAAUGGAACACUGAAAAACCUGACAUCUAGGCCUGACAUAUAUAUUAAUGACAUAAAUGUUAAUUAUGAUAAAUUAACUCAAUCAGUUGAUAAAUAUGACAACAAAACCAAAUAUUCUGAUACUUAUCUUGAAGAAGUGGCAAAAGCUAAAUCAUUUAGUGAAAGUAAUGUAACAGGUCGACUGGGUUCAUCCAAGCUUUCAGUUGUGCCCCCAAUACAGACUUCUACGACUUGAUGUAAUUGUUAUUAAGAAAGGAUAAUUACUCAGAAAAAAAAUCUAUGUUACAAAUUUUGACAUUUUUUCAUUGUAAAUAGCAUUGGCAAUAAAAGGGACUUAAAAUGUG